AUGGCGGUUGGCUCUCUUGCCCGCAUGCUUAAGGGCCCGGUCCGAUGCUACUCCGCACCUUUGGAUAUGGCCAUUCCGCCGUCCAAGCAGCGCUACAUUCCCACGUCCGGCACAUACCCGCAGGGAUUUAAGGUCUCUGGCACCCAUGUUGGUGUCAAGGCAUCCAACACUCGCUUCCCGGACCUUGCCCUUAUUGCCUCCGACACGCCGUGCUCGGCCGCGGCGGUCUUCACUACCAACAAGUUCCAGGCUGCGCCGGUACAGGUGAGCCGGGAGACACUGCGAAGUCGCAAGGGCGAGGGCAUCCGGGCCGUCGUUAUCAACUCCGGUUGCGCCAAUGCCGUGACUGGCAAGGGUGGUCUGGAAGAUGCGGUCCGAAUGGGUCAGACGGUGGAUCAGUGCAGUGGUGCCGAGAAGAACAGCUCCCUAGUGAUGAGCACAGGUGUCAUUGGACAACGCCUGCCGAUCAGCAAGAUCCUCGAUCGCAUUCCCACUGCGCAAGCCAACCUCGACUCCUCACACGAAGCCUGGCUGAGCACCGCCCGUGCCAUUUGCACGACUGAUACAUUCCCCAAGCUCCUCUCUCGCACCUUUACUCUGCCCUCCUCCCCAGAUCGCACUUACAGCCUAGCCGGUAUGACCAAAGGCGCCGGCAUGAUCCACCCGAACAUGGCAACCCUGCUCGGUGUCCUGUGCACCGACGCAGCCGUCGCGCCCGCUGCUUUGCAGUCGCUUCUCAAACACGCUGUUUCCCGCUCAUUCAACUCAAUCUCUAUUGACGGGGACACUAGCACCAACGACACUAUUGCUGUGCUUGCCAAUGGUGCCGCUGGUGGGGAGCCUGUUCAGGCCCCCGCCUCUGGCUCCGAAGGUAGCGCCGACUACCAGGCUCUCCAAACUGUCUUCACAGACUUCGCCCAGGAGCUUUCGCAGCUUGUUGUCCGCGAUGGCGAGGGUGCUACCAAGUUCGUGACUGUGCGCGUCCGGAACUCGCCCGACUAUGAAUCUGCUCGCCUGAUCGCCUCCACCAUCGCCCGCUCUCCCCUCGUCAAGACCGCUCUGUACGGCCGUGAUGCUAACUGGGGCCGUAUUCUCUGCGCUGUUGGUUACACCCAGGGCGUCCGUGAUGGCGUUGUCGUGCCUGAGCGUACCUCUGUGAGCUUCCGUCCUGUGGAUGGUAGCCCCAUCCUCAAGCUCCUUGUGAAUGGUGAGCCUGAGGCUGUCGAUGAGGAGCGUGCUAGUGCCAUUCUUCAAAACGAAGAUCUGGAGAUCGAGGUCGACCUUGGUGGUGGUGAGAAGGGUGCUGUUGGCUGUGGUGGUGAGGACGCGGUCUACUGGUUCUGUGAUUUCAGCCAUGAGUAUGUCACUAUCAACGGUGACUACCGUACCUAA
Molecule: messenger RNA, 1392 nt
Organism: Penicillium canariense
Lineage: Eukaryota; Fungi; Ascomycota; Eurotiomycetes; Eurotiales; Aspergillaceae
Product: bifunctional ornithine acetyltransferase/N-acetylglutamate synthase
Exons: 2
Coding region: 1-1392 (463 amino acids)
Biological process (GO): L-ornithine biosynthetic process; L-arginine biosynthetic process
Cellular component (GO): mitochondrial matrix
Molecular function (GO): L-glutamate N-acetyltransferase activity, acting on acetyl-CoA as donor; L-glutamate N-acetyltransferase activity, acting on acetyl-L-ornithine as donor
Source: RefSeq, a predicted model, not a curated record